AUGAACUAUGGGGUGAUGAAUCUUGAGGAAGCAUAUGCUCAUGAUGGAAGCAAGACAAGACAGUUGGACUCUUUUGUCUCAGCAAGACAAGACAGUUACAGUGCCCGGAAACCUGGAGUGGGACCUUCUGUGUGUAGCAAAGCACACGACGUCGAGUCUCCUUUUUACAAGCCACUUCAGAUGUGUCUUUGUGGAACACGUAGCCGGAGGUGGAUUCCCAUUGUAGGCAGGACAAGAUGGCCUAGCCGGUCUUCACUAGGAGGAGGUUGGAGAAGAUGCAGCGAAUUGGACACUAGACGUAAGAGACUACUGAGACCCGGCGAUGAAGACCCUUCACCUCCUUAUAACAUGCUCGGAAACGUUUUGGACAUGAAUGCUCAGUUCGGUUGGCUCAACUCCGCGUUGUUGGAAGCUAAGAAAUCGGUUUGGCUCAUGAAUGUUGUCCCUACAGCUGGACCAAACCACCUCCCAAUGAUUCUUGACCGUGGCUUUAUCAGAGUUUUACACGACUGGUGA
Messenger RNA from Eruca vesicaria subsp. sativa (arugula), 516 nucleotides. Lineage: Eukaryota; Viridiplantae; Streptophyta; Magnoliopsida; Brassicales; Brassicaceae. The record is from the annotation of a GenBank genome assembly.